Molecule: messenger RNA, 1296 nt
Organism: Thecamonas trahens ATCC 50062
Lineage: Eukaryota; Apusomonadida; Apusomonadidae
Product: apoptosis-inducing factor 2
Exons: 2
Coding region: 1-1296 (431 amino acids)
Cellular component (GO): cytoplasm
Molecular function (GO): electron-transferring-flavoprotein dehydrogenase activity; flavin adenine dinucleotide binding
Source: RefSeq, a predicted model, not a curated record
AUGGGAGCAUCGAGCAGCAAGAUCAAGGCCAGGCUGGAGGGUGCACCUGUGGUGGUAGUGGUGGGUGCUGGCUAUGGUGGCCUGGCGGUGGCCAAGGCUCUGGACAAGACCUUCAAUGUUGUCCUCAUUGACCGAAAGGCAUACUUUCUCCACAACAUUGGUGCUCUACGUGUGGAGGAUGGAUACGAGCACAAGAUCUGCAUUCCAUACUCCAACUUGCUCGACUACGGGCAUGUGGUGCAAGCCGAGGUGACGCGGAUCUCGCCCGGCGGGGUGUACGUGUACGGGCGGGACGAACCGAUCGACUUUGACUAUGUGGUCAUUGCGACGGGAACCUCGUACGCGUUCCCGUGUAAGAUUGCCGAGCCGGAGAUGGAGGACGCGACCGGGCAGUACACCGGUGUUCGCGAGCGGAUUGCAGAGGCGCAGCGGAUCACGGUUGUCGGCGGCGGGCCAACGGGCGUCGAGCUCUGCGGCGAAAUCAAGGAGACGCAUCCGGACAAGGAUGUGACGCUCAUCCACUCGCGUGGCGCGCUAGUGCCGGGCCCGCUCCGUGAUGCGUUCAAGAGCAAGCUGCUGGAAAAGGUGCAGAGCAUGGGGGUCGAGGUCAUGCUGAACGAGCGUGUCAACCUCAAGGAGUCGUUCUCAGAGCCCGAGGCUGUGUCGGCUAACUUUGUGCCCGGCACACGCCAGCUGACGCUCGAGUCUGGAGCGACGAUGGAGACGGAUCUUGUGUUCUUCUGCAUGGGAGCGCACGUCAACUCCAAGUCGUACGAGGCCGACUUUGGCGGUGUGAUGAACGACGACGGACGACUGCGGGUCAACGAGAACCUGCAAGUCGAGGGCUUUACCAAUGUCUUUGCACUUGGCGAUUGCAACGAUGUGGCGGAGAUCAAGCUCGGAUACGCGGCACAGAACCAGGCGACGGUUGUGGCCAAGAACGUGGCGGCGCUGCGAGCUUCCAAGGCGCUCAAGGCGUACACGCCGGGCCACCAUGUUAUGAUCGUGACAGCCGGACGCAACGGCGGCGUGGCGCAGCUGCCGGUACCUGGCGGCAAGGUCAUGGGAUCGCGGUUUUCAGCUAUGGUCAAGUCCAAGGGUCUCUUCACUGCCAACCAAUGGAAGCUCCUGCGGCAGUCGUUGAAGGAUGCGGCUGGGCCGUCGGGCGGCGACGAGGAUGUCGAGCCGGAUGCCGUCCCGCGCCUUGCGCAGGCCAUGCAGAUUUCCGAGGAAGACGCCGAGGAGCUUCUCCGCGGGCUUCCGGUUGGCGAUCACUCGGGCGAGUCGUUUACCUAA